AUGGUGCGCAAGGGCCGCGUCAAGGACAACGUCGCGGGCGAGCGCUACGACUCGAACGCUGUGUCUCUGAACCAGCCGACAGCGACAAGUCGCUCGAGACCACAACGCAAUGGGGCCAACAUGGGGGACCUAAUGGGGAUGUUUGGCGGCUCGGGCGGUGGCAUGCCGGAUAUGUCCCAAAUGAUGGAAAUGAUGCAGGGAAUGGGCGGUAUGCCUGGGAUGGGCGGUAUGCCCGGUAUGGGUGGUAUGCCCGGUAUGGGCGGUAUGCCUGGCAUGGGCGGUAUGCCUGGCAUGGGCGGUCUGCCCGGUAUGGGCGGUCUGCCGGGCAUGGGCGGUCUGCCGGGCAUGGUCCCGCCCAUGGACCCGAUGCGCCCCAAGGCCAUUUACGCGUACGGCCUGGCAGAGGGGACUCGCACAACGACGUUCUAUACGUUUUACCCCAACUACUUGGACAGCAAGCGAACGGUGCAGCAGGGCCGACGGAUUUCCAAGUCGCAAGCGUGCGAGACUCCGAUUGCCGAGGAAAUGUCGGAAGUCUGCACGUUUUUGCAGCUACCGCACGUGUUGGAGCCGUCGAAGAAGUACCCGCGCGACUGGCUCGUCGCUGGUCGCAUUCGCGUGCGUCUCGUGCGUGAAGACGGCUCGUUGGAGAACGCCGAGUUUCCCACGCGCAAAGCGCUGAUGCUCAAGAUGGCCGAGUUGAUCCCCAAGCUGCAGUCCCGCAAGGUGCGGUUAGCGAGAGAGGCCGAAGAGGCGACGAUUAAGGCUGCAGCAGCUGCUGCUGCUGUUGGAGCCACUCCGCCCUCUAGUAGUGGAAAGAAGAAGGGGAAGAAGAAAGGCAGGAGGUAG
This is a messenger RNA of Hyaloperonospora brassicae, 849 nucleotides long. The record is from the annotation of a GenBank genome assembly. NCBI's taxonomy places the organism in Eukaryota, Oomycota, Peronosporomycetes, Peronosporales, Peronosporaceae.